Molecule: messenger RNA, 5562 nt
Organism: Grus americana (Whooping crane)
Lineage: Eukaryota; Metazoa; Chordata; Aves; Gruiformes; Gruidae
Gene: RNF123
Product: ring finger protein 123
Exons: 39
Coding region: 1190-5116 (1308 amino acids)
Cellular component (GO): cytoplasm
Molecular function (GO): protein binding; ubiquitin-protein transferase activity
Source: RefSeq, a predicted model, not a curated record
GCUGCCUGGUUUAGGGGGCGUCUCUGGGUUUGGGGUGUCGCCGGGCUUGGGGCAUGCCGCCAGCUUCGGGGGUGCUGCCAGCAGUGGGCUGUGCCUGUGUUUAGGGUCAGUUCCUGGAUUUGGGCAAUGCUGCCUGGUAUUUCUGGUUUGGGGCUGCAGCCAGGUUGGGGGUGCCACAGAGACCCGCACUUGCCAUUAGUGCAGAGCAGUUUUCCAAGCAGCAUGGGGGCCUCUGCCGCCCGGCUGUCUCCCUGCCGGCUUCAUCCCCGCUGCCCUGGCGAGAGCGGGAGGGCUCAGUCGGCAGCUGCUGGACAAAGCUGUUUGCUGGCUCAGCUUCUUGGCCUCCUCGUCUGCCUCCAGUCGGCUUAAUUUAAGAUCUGGUUUCUCCUGUGUUGUUUGUUCUGCCCUUCUGCUGGAAGCUGCUUGCCGUUGCCCAGAGAAGGGAGUUUGACCCAUGGCCAGGCUCAGAGCCUGGUGUCUUUGCCGGAGCUGCUGGGGCCAGUUUUGUGAACCGCGUGUGGGACCAGCAAAGGGGCAGAUGUCUGUCCUCCUGCCCUUUCUCUGACCUGUUGAAAGCAGCAUCUGCUCCAACCAAAAAAACCCCCAAACCCUGGCACUGCAGCAGUACAUCUCGUACAGCGCCGGUGUGGUCAUGCUGCGCUCUCCGGCUGGGCAUUUGGGCUCUUUCAGCAGCGCGGGUACCGGGCCGGCCAACCCUGGGAAGAGCCAGGGUCACUCCCUGCCAUCCUCAUGUGUUUUAAGCUUGUCCUCACAGAGGUGAAAUUAUGUCUCUCGCAUUUAGAAGUACUUUCGGGAUAGUACACACUGUGCUGUCUGCUCUUUUUUGGUAGUAGAUGAUGUGUUUCUGUUUAUAGUUUGUUUUAUUCCUUGUAUUGAGUCUCUGAUGCAGAUUGUUCAGGGCCAUUGAUCCAGUCUGGUUUUUGCUUUGUUCCUGCGGUUUUGCUCAGCAGUGCUACAGGAGGGACAUCAGGCACUGCUGCUCCACUGCUGCAUGCUAGGGUGGCCCUGAGGAAGGGGGCUUUAGGAAAUCCUUUCCCAAGUCUAGCUGAAGCUCAGGUACAUCAACCUCCAAUAAAGUGAGAAGUCUAAAGGCAGCAUCCUCCCCAGCAAGUUUUGUUCUAGGCAUCUGUCCAUCUUAUGUCCGCUCUGGAAGUGGUGCCUGUGAAGAAUGACGUCGAGAGGUGCCGGGACUGCUUUCUCAAGGAAGAACUAUAGGCUGAGCACCGAGCCAGAGAAGUCCAAGGUCACAGGGAUCGUGAACAGCAGGCUGCUGAAUGAUUAUCUCCAUCGCGUCUUUACCAAUGCUGAUGGGAACCAGCCUGCAGCUGCUUACAGAAAGCACCUGACGUUCCAGAACCUGCAGGAGCACCUUGACCGGUUGCUAGCAGAGGAGAAUGGCUCCGAAGACAGUCAAGAUCAGGUAGCAGAGGGUCGGCUUGGUCCCUCUGCUGUGGUGUUGGACCACACAAGCGGUUUUGAGGGGCUCCUGCUGGUCGAUGAUGACUUACUUGGGGUGAUUGGUCACAGUAACUUUGGAUCCAUCAGGGCCACGACGUGCGUGUAUAAAGGGAAAUGGAUUUACGAGGUGCUCAUCUCCUCCCAGGGACUCAUGCAGAUUGGCUGGUGUACUCUCAACUGCAGAUUUAAUCAGGAGGAAGGAGUUGGAGAUACACCAGAUUCGUAUGCGUAUGAUGGAAACAGGGUGCGCAAGUGGAACGUGACUACUACCAACUAUGGCAAAUCUUGGGCAGCAGGAGACAUCGUCAGCUGUCUGAUAGACCUUGAUGAGGGCACCAUUGCUUUCUGCCUGAAUGGCAUAUCUCUGGGAACCGCUUUUGAUAACAUCACAAGGGGCGCUGGAAUGGCUUACUUCCCUGCCAUCAGCCUCUCGUUCAAAGAGUCCGUUGCUUUUAACUUUGGGAGCCGUCCACUCCGUUAUCCAGUGGAAGGUUACCGCCCCUUGCAAGACCCUCCCGUUGCAGACCUAGUGAAGGCUCGCAAGCUGUUAGGCUACCUGAAGAAUGUGAUCCAUAUUGGAAUAGAUGUGACGGAGGGGAAGCUGGUGGAGAAGGACACGUCCAUGUGGCAGCUGCAGGGAGAACCCACAGUGUUGAUUACAUUAGCCCACAUCUUCAAUUAUUUCUCUCCUCUCAUGUGCAAGGUGUACCUGGUGGAAGAUGUGCUCAUGACCUUCCUGUUGAGCAUCCUUGAGCGAGGUGGAUCAGUGGAGGCCCAUCCCCUUAUUCAGCAGCUGCUGGAUCUCAUGUGGCUUCUUAUGGAGGAGUAUGAAGUGCAUGAGUGCCUCAAGCAGCUACUGAUGUCCCUGCUGCGGGCUUAUAGGUUCUCCCCCAUCAUCCCAGACCUGGGAUUACAAAUUCACUACCUCCGGCUCACCAUUGCAGUCUUGAAGCAUGAGAAAUCCAGGAAAUACCUACUCAGCAAUGUUCUCUUCGAUGUGCUCCGUUCGGUUGUGUUCUUCUACAUUAAGAGCCCGCUGCGUGUGGAGGAGGCUGGUUUGCAGGAACUCAUUCCCACCACGUGGUGGCCAAACCGCUUCACCAAGGAGGGUAAGGAGAGUAAGGAGGUGAAGGAGGAGGGUGCUGAGGAGAGACUGAGGCGACGGGCGUAUGAAAGAGGCUGCCAGCGGCUCAAGAAACGCAUUGAAGUGGUGGAAGGUCUCCAGGUUCAGAUUCUGAAGCUGCUGCUGAACAACAAGGACAGAGGAGGGGGGGAAGCCUCCAGAUACAUCUUCCUAAACAAAUUCCGCAAGUUUCUUCAGGAGAAUGCUAGCAACAGAGGGAACUUGACUGUGCUGUGCCCACCAGAGUACAUGGUGUGCUUCCUGCACCGGCUUAUUGCUGCCCUGCGUUUCUUCUGGGAUGGCCACAAGGCAAAGUCCCCUGCCGCACUGAGCAGUGAAGAGGCGUAUAUCCCUCCUCAACUCUUCUAUAAUGGGAAGGUGGAUUAUUUUGAUCUUCAGCGACUUGGAGGUCUCCUGUCUCAUCUCAAGAAGACUCUGAAAGAUGACCUGGCUGCAAAAGCCAAUGUCCUGAUCGACCCUGCAGAGCUGCAAGCAGUGACUAUGGACGAUCUCGAUGAAGAUGAGGAAUCAGCAACAUCGACAGCACAGUCUCAGCGUCCCUCAGCUGCCCUGGCCAUUGGUGGAGCUCUCGCUAGACCUGGCUGGCUCAGCUCCCCCACCCUGGGCCGUGCCAACCGCUUCCUCAGCACGGCAGCCGUCAGCCUGAUGAACCCGCGUCGGCCUCUUGGCAACCUGGAGAAGAUCAAAGUGCGCACGCUAAGUGUGGAGCAGCGGACAGAGGAGGACAUUGAAGGCAGCCAUGGAAAUGAGGGUCUCUUACUGGGCAGACCCCCAGAGGAGCCAGACCAGCCCAUCACAGAGAACUCCCUCCUGGAAGUCCUGGAUGGGAUAGUGAUGAUGUACAACCUCAGUGUCCACCAGCAGCUUGGGAAGAUGGUUGGUGUGUCAGAUGAUGUGAAUGAAUACGCAAUGGCACUGAAAGACACUGAGGAGAAAAUCAGCCGCUGCCCAAAGAGGAGGAGAGACAUCCACGAGGAACUGCUGAAGAGUCAAAAGGUCUUCUCCGAGAAGCUGAAUCACCUAAGCCGACGCCUCGCCUGGAUAAAUGUCACCAUUUAUUCAAAGGAGAAGAUGCAGGAUAUAUAUUGGCUGCUGCGAGUGUGCAUCCGCACCAUCGAGCAUGGUGACAGGACGGGCUCACUUUUUGCUUUCAUGCCAGAGUUCUACCUCAGCGUGGCUAUGAACAGCUACAGCGCACUCAAGAACUACUUCAGCCCUGUAAACAGCAUGGAGGAGCUUCCAGGCUACGAAGAGACCCUGAUGCGCCUCGCUGCCAUCCUGGCCAAGCAUUUUGCUGACUCGAGGAUUGUGGGCACAGACAUCCGGGACUCCCUGAUGCAGGCGUUGGCCAGCUACGUCUGCUACCCCCACUCGCUGCAUGCUGUAGAGAGGAUCCCAGAAGAGCAGCGGAUCUCCAUGAUGAAGAACCUCCUGGCUCCCUAUGAGCAGCGACCCUGGGCACAGACCAACUGGAUCCUCGUCAGGCUGUGGCGGGGCUGUGGCUUUGGGUACAGAUACACACGGCUCCCACACCUGCUGAAAACCAAACCUGAGGAUGCCAGCCUCCCCAGCCUGCAGAAGCCAUGUCCUUCCACCUUGCUGCAGCAGCACAUGGCUGUCCUGCUCCGCAGUGACCGCGACCUGGCCCCCAGCUUCCUCAACAGUGUCCUCAAUCAGCUGAACUGGGCUUUCUCCGAGUUCAUCGGCAUGAUUCAGGAGAUCCAGCAGGCAGCAGAGCGCUUGGAGAGGAACUUUGUGGACAGCCGCCAGCUGAAGGUGUGCGCCACCUGCUUUGACUUGUCGGUGAGCUUGCUCAGGGUGCUGGAAAUGACCGUCACGCUGGCGCCAGAGAUUUUUCUCGACUGGAAUCGCCCGUCAUCAGAGCUGCUGCUUCGGAGGCUUGCCCAGCUCUUGAACCAGGUGCUGAACCGUGUGACAGCUGAAAGGAACUUGUUUGACAGAGUGGUCAACCUCCGUUUGCCGGGGCUGGAGAGCGUGGACCAUUACCCAAUCCUUGUGGCCGUGACGGGGAUUCUGGUCCGGCUGCUUGUGGACACUGAUGUUCAGGGGGCCGAGCGUGCGACAGCGGUGCUGCUGGCAGACCCCUGCUUCCAGCUGCGCUCCAUCCAGUAUCUGCUGGGCCACGCCGAGCCCUCGGCCCUGGCGGCUGCCUCCCCGGCCACGGACAAGCGCCAUUUCUCCCUGCACACCUACACGGAGUACAUCAGUGCCGAGGAGCUGGCGAAGGUGGACAAGAUGCUGAGCCACUUAAGCGAGGAGUCCAAGCAGGCGGCUGCCACCACGCUGCCCACCAGCGAGGAAGACCUGUGCCCCAUCUGCUAUGCACACCCCAUCUCGGCCAUCUUCAGACCCUGCUCCCACAAGUCGUGCAAAGCCUGCAUCAACCAGCAUCUCAUGAACAACAAGGACUGCUUCUUCUGCAAGGCCACCAUCACGGGGGUGGACGACUUCACCAAGCCAGCCAGCUCAUAGCGCCUAGCCCCGCACCACAGGCUCCCCCAGCUGAGCCGGGUGGCCCCCCCCCCCGCCACACGCUGGCUUCUCCCCAAACGCUCGCCCUGCCCAAGGCCGUGGGGCUCUCUCCCACUGGGCCAGGAUCCAGCAUGGGGCCGCUGUGUGGGGCGGGGGCUGCAGGGAGGGCGAGGCCGGCGGCAGAGAGGCCCGAUGCCAGGCUCUGGGGCCAGCGUCCCCCUCGCCCAGUGCCUGGGCCAUGGAGCCCCUCCGCCCCGCGGGCCGUUCUCAGGGAGGGGAGCCCAAGGCCUCGGCUCUGCGGCAGCCCUGGAGACGUGCGGCAGCCCCGGCGACGUGCGGCAGCCCCGGCACUGGGGCAAGGGGGCUGGGCUGGGCGUUCGGGCUGUUAACUUGCCCCUGGCUGGGGGCUGACUCCAUGAAAUGCAGCAUUAAAUUAUUCUUCCUUA